GGAGAGGAAGUUGAGGGAACGAGGGUGCGCGUUCUCUUCUCGCGAGACUUGCGGGCGACCAUCUUGCUCGGACUCGGGUAGAAUACUUCGUCCAGGUCACCGGGACCCCAGGACCGCCGAGCCUGCCCUCGCUGACCAUGCUGUCUCGGGUGGUGUUUUCUGCAGCCGCCGCAGCGGCCCCCUCCCUGAAGAACGCCGCCCUCCUCGGUCCCGGGGUUGUGCAAGCAACAAGGAUCUUUCACACUGGGCAGCCAAGUCUUGCCCCUGUACCACCUCUUCCUGAAUAUGGAGGAAAAGUUCGUCUUGGACUGAUCCCUGAGGAAUUCUUCCAGUUUCUUUAUCCUAAAACCGGUGUAACAGGACCCUAUGUGCUCGGAACUGGGCUUAUCUUAUAUUUUCUAUCCAAAGAAAUAUAUGUGGUUACUCCAGACACCAUCUCUGCUGUAUCAACAAUAGGGUUGCUUGUCUAUAUCAUUAAAAAAUAUGGUGCCUCUAUUGGGGAAUUUGCUGAUAAACUCAAUGAGCAACAAAUUGCCCAACUAGAAGAAGCGAAACAGGCUACCAUGAAAGGCAUCCAGGAUGCAAUUGAGCUGGAGAAGUCCCAGCAGGCACUGGUUCAAAAGCGCCAUUACCUUUUUGAUGUCCAGAGGAAUAACAUUGCUAUGGCCUUGGAGGUUACUUACCGGGAACGGUUGCAUAGAGUAUACAAGGAGGUCAAGAAUCGCCUGGACUAUCAUAUCUCUGUGCAGAAUAUGAUGCGUCGGAAGGAACAAGAGCACAUGGUGCAGUGGGUGGAGAAGCAUGUGGUACAGAGCAUCUCUGCACAGCAGGAAAAGGAGACAAUUGCCAAGUGCAUUUCAGAUCUAAAACUGCUUGCAAAGAAGGCUCAAGCACAGCCAAUUAUGUAAAUGCAUCUAUCCCGACUGAGACAGCUAGAAACACUUGAGUGACGGACUGGAAACUAGGCUGUGACAAAAGCUUUCUGUAUCGCCAUCUGCUGGAGUUACAGUUUACCCCACUUAAAAAUGAAAAGCGUGAGUUUCAUCUAGUGAGAGAAUUAAAACAAUCUAUUGGCCAGUGAGAUGUUUAUUGUCCUUCUUGCUCUGCAUUUUGAGUUGUUCUAUGAUCACUUUUGAAUGAGCAGUUUCCUCUUAAUACAAUUUGGUACCUGACUAAAGACUACCAAGUUAUAAUUUAAAUUUGUAAUUAAUGCUAUCAUCUUACAAUAAAGUGACAGUUGAAACAA
Myotis lucifugus (little brown bat) is the source of this 1246-nucleotide messenger RNA. It is a transcript of the gene ATP5PB, whose product is annotated as ATP synthase peripheral stalk-membrane subunit b. Lineage: Eukaryota; Metazoa; Chordata; Mammalia; Chiroptera; Vespertilionidae. Bases 138 to 908 code for a protein of 256 amino acids. The record is from RefSeq and is a predicted model, not a curated record. The transcript has 7 exons. Gene Ontology annotation, molecular function: proton transmembrane transporter activity. Gene Ontology annotation, biological process: proton motive force-driven ATP synthesis.